Messenger RNA from Acytostelium subglobosum LB1, 3945 nucleotides. RefSeq lists its product as hypothetical. Gene Ontology annotation, biological process: mitotic chromosome condensation. Gene Ontology annotation, cellular component: chromosome. Gene Ontology annotation, molecular function: ATP binding; ATP hydrolysis activity; protein binding. The transcript has 3 exons. The record is from RefSeq and is a predicted model, not a curated record. The annotation marks the transcript as partial. Lineage: Eukaryota; Evosea; Eumycetozoa; Acytosteliales; Acytosteliaceae.
CACAUUCACAGGGCAAUGGAUGAUGAUACAAUAGAUUCAAACGAUGAGUCAUCUCAGUCGUCCAAUGAUGAUACUCCACAGAAAAUCAGAAGUAGCAGCAACAAGAACACCAAACAGACACAAUCACAAUCACAGUCACAGUCGACUACAGCCUCAACAGCAACAAUAGCAGUUAACAAUAGUAAUAAUAAUAAUAAGGAUGUAAAGAGAUUGAUGAUUACAAAGAUGACGUUGGAGAACUUCAAAUCAUAUGCCGGCCUUCAGGAGAUUGGUCCCUUCCACAAAUGUUUUACAUCUGUCGUUGGACCAAAUGGCAGUGGCAAGUCCAACGUUAUCGACGCUCUACUCUUUGUCUUUGGUCGCCGUGCCAAACAGAUCCGUCUGAACAAAGUAGCCGAGCUCGUCCACAACUCUGAGAAACACAAGAAGGAGACCACCGCCAAAGUGUCCGUCUUCUUCCAAGAUAUCAUCGACUUGCCAGGCGAUGACUAUAAGGUCGUACCGGGUACAGAGUUGGUAGUCACUAGGACAGCAAACAAGAAGGGUGAGUCCACCUAUCAAUUGAAUGGAGAGAAGAGCACGUAUACAAUCGUCACAGAUACAUUGAAGAAGCGUGGAAUCGAUCUGGAUAACAAUAGAUUCCUGAUCCUUCAGGGAGAGGUCGAGCAAAUCGCCAUGAUGAAGCCCAAAGCCCAGAACCCGCAUGAGGAGGGUUUGCUCGAGUACCUGGAGGAGAUCAUUGGCAGCAAUCGCUAUCUGUCACAGAUUGAGGAGUCAUACAAAGCCGUUGAGGCGGCCAAUGAGAAGAGGACCACAGUAUUCAACAGACUAAAGAUCGUCGAGAAGGAGCGUGAGGGCCUUGAGGACGCCAAGACCGAGGCCGAGAACUAUCUCAAGAUGGAGAUCGAGAGCAUUGGCUACCGCUCCAUCAUGGUGCAGAUCAAGCGACACGAGUAUGAGCGCGAGAAUCAGACCAACCUCGAGCAGAGGCAGCAGUUGGAGAAAAAGCUGGCGGUUGAGAAGGAGAAGAUGUCUGAGACGCGCACCAAGCUGAAGCAGUCCGAGUCGACUAUGAAGGCAGAGGAGCGUCUGCGCGACGACCUGUCCAAGACGGUCGCCCGAUGCAAGGACGAGCAUCACCAGCACGAGAAGCGUGCCAUCAAGAUUGGCGAGGACCUCAAGCAUCUCAACACAAUGAUCAAGAAGAACGACGCCGUGCUGGCAGAGGAAGCCAAGAGGACACAGGACCAGACCGAGGCCAUCGAGCAGCUCAAGGCGGACAUUGUAAAGAACGAAAAGGAGUCCACCGUGCUGCCCAAGAAGCUGGCCGAGGAGGAGAAGGCACUGGAGAAGAUGAUGCAAUCGCUCAAGGGCGAGACUGCCGAGCUGCAGGCCGAGAUGGAGGAGCGCCAGAAGGAGCUGAUGCCCUGGUCCAAGAAGUUUUCCGAGAUCAAGUCCAAGGUGGACAUCCAGCGCUCCGAGAUCCAGGUGCUCUCCAAGGACUUUAACGACGCCCAGCUGCGACUGGACGAGGCGACUAAAGUGUUGGGCGAGUCCAAGUCCACAGCCACCAAGCGCAACAUCGAUAUCACAGCCGCCAAGAAGGAGUUGGAACAAGUCAAGAGCAAUCUGAAGAAGGCCGAGACCGCCAUAGCACAGAUGAGACAAGAGGAGGAUAGUCUGUACGCUGAGAUGAAGAAGGCUCGUGUCAUCACCGAGGAGCUGAGGUCGCAGCUCUCUGAGAGCUCCUCAAGGAAUGCCGUGCUGGAUCGUCUGAUGCGAAUGAAGGAGACAGGCGUCCUACCUGGCAUCCACGGCCGUCUCGGUGAUCUCGGAGCAAUCGACAAGAAGUACGACGUUGCCAUCUCCACAGCCUGUCCAUCCCUAGACAACAUUGUUGUUGACACGACCUCCACAGCAGAGAAGUGUGUCGAUGAACUAAGGAGGGGCAACUUGGGAAGAGCAACAUUCAUCAUAUUGGACAAGAUUGAUUACUUGAAGAAACAGACAGAGAAGAUAGAUACACCAGACAACACACCAAGACUGUUUGAUUUGGUCAAGAUGAAGGAUGAGGAGAUGUACGCCACGGCAUUCUACUACGCACUCAGGGAUACACUGGUCGCCAACGACCUGGACGCCGCCACAAAGAUUGCCUAUGGCAGCAAGCGUUACAGAGUUGUCACGCUGGACGGUGCCCUGAUCGACACGAGCGGUGCAAUGUCUGGUGGUGGCAACAAAGUGAUGAGGGGUGCAAUGGGCUCCAGGGUGUCCGAUCCUACCGAGGACAAGAAGCGCCUGGCUAAGCUGGACGAGGAGCUAAAGGGCCUCGACGCCAGUCUACAAGAGGCCAGAACAAAGAGGACCGAGGCACAGGCCAGCAUCGAAGAGCUGACCAAGCGCAAGGCCGAGCUGGAGGUCGUGCUGCCCAAAAUGGAGAUGGAUAUCAAGGCUGCCCACCAGAAGGAGGAGGAGCUGACCAAGGCCAUCCCAGCACUGCAAGCUCAGGUCAAACAGUCAUCGGCCAGACGCGAGAAGGUCGAGCAGCUGCAAGAGAAGCUGGACGUCGACAUGAAGGAGUACGACAAGAUGAAGACCAAGGUUGACAAGAUCGAGGCCGAGAUCCAGGAGGUGCAGAACAAGAUCGUCAACAUUGGUGGCCCAUCACUCAAGAGUAAGAGGGAGAAGGUGGAGCAGCUGCAGCAACAGAUCGACCAGGGCCAGCACGCCAUCACCAAAGCGCAUGUACAGAUAAAGAGUAUGGAGAAGUCGAUCGAGAAGUCAAAGAAGACCGUGGAGCUCAACCAGGCUGAGCUCGAGGAGAACAAGGAGAAGAUCAAGCAACAGAAGCAAAAGAAGAAGGACUUGGACACCGAGGCCACACAGCUGUCCGAGAAGUAUGGCCAGGCGCAGGAAGACCUUGAGCUCAAGGAGAAAGAGCUGACAGACCUCAAGAAGGAGCGCGACAAGCUCAGAGACCUCGACAAGAAGGGCAGCUACCUGGAGCUGGUCAUCCAGACCGAGCUGGACGAUGUGAGCAAGACGAUCAACGAGCACCAGGAGAAGGUCAAUGGCUGCAUGCGAAAGUUUGAGGAGCUGAACAAGAGGAAGCUGCAGAGCAAGAUCCUGGACAGCGACCCCGACGAGCCAUUGGAGAUCCUGUCGACCGAGCGCAUCGAGGAGAUGGCCAGCGAGGCCAACGAGAUCAACAACAAGAUCGCCGCGCUCGAGGUGCAGCUCAAGAACUCCAAGCCCAACAUGACGGCAAUCAAGGAGUACCGCAAGAAGGACGAGGACUACAAGACCAGGGUGGGCGAGCUGGACGGCGUGACACAGGAGCGCGACACCCAUCGCAAGAACUACGACAACCUGAGGAAGAACCGUCUGGAAGAGUUCAUGGCCGGCUUCUCCAUCAUCACUACCAAGCUGAAGGAGAUGUACCAGAUGAUCACGCUGGGAGGUGACGCCGAGCUCGAGCUGGCCGACAAUUCCGACCCAUUCUCCGAAGGCAUCAUCUUUAGUGUGCGUCCGCCCAAGAAGAGCUGGAAGAACAUCUCCAACUUGUCUGGCGGUGAGAAGACGCUGAGCUCCCUAUCGUUGGUGUUUGCCCUGCAUCACUACAAGCCCACACCACUAUACGUCAUGGACGAGAUUGAUGCCGCGCUGGACUUUAGAAACGUGUCGAUCGUCGCUCGCUACAUCCAAGAGAGGACAAAGAAUGCGCAGUUCAUCAUCAUCUCGCUGAGGAACUAUAUGUUUGAGUUGGCCGAUCGUCUGGUGGGCAUCUACAAGACAGAGAACUGUACAAAGAGUGUCACAAUCAAUCCAAAGGCAUUCAUCGCCGACAACAACAACACAAAUACAACUUCAACCAAUAAUGACGAGGACAACAACAGUAACAAGAGUAAACUAUCACAACAGUCAUCAUCAUCAUCCAGUCAAGUCAAU